CAAAGAAAUUUCUGUUUUUGAUUCUUUAUUUUUUCUUUUCGAAGAAGAAGAAGAAGCACGGAAAUGGAGAGCAGCCCGUGCGCCAUCUGCCACGGCGACAUGCGCCGCACCCGUAGCAGUGGCGGCUGCAGCGGCCAGGACGUCUUCACGGCGGAGUGCUCCCACCAGUUCCACUCCCGAUGCGUCUCCGGGUCCGGAAGAGUCGCGCGCGGCCGCUUCGUCUGCCCGCUCUGCAUCGCCCGGUGGCGCGAGCUGCCAUCGUUGCGCUCCACGAAGCCGUCGCCGCGGCCGCCACCGCCGUCGCCCGCGCUGGCCGCGCCGACCCAGCCGUUCUUCCGGCCCAUGGAGCCGCGUGUGUUCGACGACGACGACCCGGUGGACCGGACGCCUCGGCUUUACGGUGACCAGCGCCUCAGUGCAAGCGCGGAGGCAUCCAAUGGAGGAGCAGUAACGCUCACCACGCACUGCGAGUACCCGGCUCUGGCGAGGGACGCGUCCGCCGACGACUUCGUCGUGCUCGUGCACGCCAGGGCUCCCGGGGCCGGGGCUGGCGGCGCGGCGGCGCCGCGCGCGCCUCUGGACCUGGUGACCGUGCUCGACGUGAGCGGCAGCAUGGUGGGGACCAAGCUGGCGCUGCUGAAGCAGGCCAUGGUGUUCGUCAUCGACAACCUCGGGCCCCGUGACCGCCUCUGCGUCGUGUCCUUCUCCUCCGGCGCGAGCCGCUUGAUGCGGCUGGCGUGCAUGUCGGACGCCGGGAAGGCCCUGGCGAGGCGUGCCGUGGAGUCCCUCACGGCGGGCGGAGGCACCAACAUUGGGGAGGCCCUUCGAAAGGCUGCGAAGGUGCUCGACGAGCGCAUGCACAGGAACUCCGUCGCUAGCGUCGUGCUCCUUUCCGACGGGCAGGACACGUAUACCGUGGCAAGGCGCUACGGCCGCAACGCCAACUACGACGCGCUCGUGCCGCCUUCCUUUGCGUACACCGGCGCGGGAAGCCGGUCGGCGCCGGUCCACACGUUCGGCUUCGGCACGGACCACGAUGCCGCGGCUAUGCAUACCAUCGCCGAGGCCACGGGCGGCACGUUCUCGUUCAUCGAGGAUGAGGCGGCCAUCCAAGACGCGUUCGCGCAGUGCAUCGGGGGGCUCCUCUCCGUCGCCCUGCAGGAGCUUCGCGUUGACGUCACGUGCGUGCACCAAGGCGUGCGCGUCGGGGCGGUCAAGUCCGGCCGCUUCGAGAGCCACAUCGACGCGGACGGCCGCGCCGCCUCUGUCGACGUCGGCGAACUCUACGCGGACGAGGAGAGGCGCUUCUUGGUGUUGGUGCACGUGCCAAGAGCCCGCGCCACGGAAGAUGCCACACACCUGAUUGAAGUGAGCUGCGCUUACCGUGACACGGCGACUGGACGGGCCAAGAACGUGGGCGGCGAGGACGCGGUCGUGCUGAGGCCCGCGCGCGCGGCGACCGCGGAGCGCUCCAUGGAGGUCGAGCGCGAGCGCGUCCGGGUGGAGGCGAUGGAGGGCAUCGCGGCGGCCCGGGCGGCGGCGGAGCGGGGCGCGCACGCGGAGGCAGCGGAGAUACUCCGGAGCCGGCACCGGUCGGUGGCGCGGUCCGCCGCGGCCCGGGCGGGCGACUCCAUGUGCGCCGCGCUGUCACGCGAGCUGCAGGAGAUGCGCGCUCGCGUGUCGGACAGUCGGCGGUACGAGCUAUCCGGGCGCGCGUACGUGCUCUCCGGGCUGAGCUCGCACGCGCAGCAGCGCGCCACGUCGCGGCAGAUGAUGUCCGGCGAGGCGACGCGGGGCGCCGAAUCGGCUGGUGACGUCAGCGUGGCGAUGGCUACGGCGGGCGGCACUACCUCGUACAUGACGCCGGCGAUGCUGGACAUGCUGGACCGGUCGCGGAGGUCGCGGGAGCUGCUGCAGCAACGCCAACAUCAGACAAGGGACCGGAGAAGAACCUUUUGAGUUACAAGGGAGUUUUUUUAAUUUGGUACAACCUUUUUUUUUUUUUUUGCAAAGAAAGCAUUUCGACCCGAACUUGGGUGGUAAAGGAAGGAUUU
Molecule: messenger RNA, 2054 nt
Organism: Phragmites australis (common reed)
Lineage: Eukaryota; Viridiplantae; Streptophyta; Magnoliopsida; Poales; Poaceae
Product: E3 ubiquitin-protein ligase WAV3-like
Exons: 1
Coding region: 64-1959 (631 amino acids)
Source: RefSeq, a predicted model, not a curated record